GGGGGGGGGGGGGGGAUCAUCCUUUUCCUUACUGGCUGGUUUGAAAAGUUUUCCCUUUACAAACUAGUUUGUACAAUAUUUCCUAGACUGGUAAAUUUGUUAAGUAUUUCCUAUAUGCUGGCUGUUUUGGUACCGUUAAGUUUCUUAGUGACAGGAUUGUACAAUAGUUUCUAUAGUGACUGUUUUAUACAAUAGUUUCUAUGGUGACUGAUUUGUACAAUAGUUUCUAUAGUGACUGGUUUCUACAAUAGUUUCUAUGGUGAAUGGUUUAUACAAUAGUUUCUAUGGUGACUGUUUUGUACAAUAGUUUCUAUGGUGACUGUUUUUUACAAUAGUUUCUAUAGUGACUGUUUUGUACAAUAGUUUCUAUAGUGACUGUUUUGUACAAUAGUUUCUAUAGUGACUGUUUUGUACAAUAGUUUCUAUAGUGACUGAUUUGUACAAUAGUUUCUAUAGUGACUGUUUUAUACAAUAUUUUCUAUGGUGACUGUUUUGUACAAUAGUUUUUAUAGUGACUGAUUUGUACAAUAGUUUCUAUGGUGACUGAUUUGUACAAUAGUUUCUAUAGUGACUGGUUUAUACAAUAGUUUCUAUAGUGACUGUUUUAUACAAUAGUUUCUAUGAUGACUGAUUUGUACAAUAGUUUCUAUAGUGACUGGUUUCUACAAUAGUUUCUAUGGUGACUGUUUUAUACAAUAGUUUUUAUAGUGACUGGUUUCUACAAUAGUUUCUAUGGUGACUGUUUUGUACAAUAGUUUCUAUAGUGACUGUUUUAUACAAUAGUUUCUAUGGUGACUGUUUUAUACAAUAGUUUCUAUAGUGACUGUUUUAUACAAUAGUUUUUAUAGUGACUGUUUUAUACAAUAGUUUUUAUAGUGACUGGUUUCUACAAUAGUUUCUAUGGUGACUGUUUUAUACAAUAGUUUCUGUAGUGACUGGUUUGUACAAUAGUUUCUAGAGUGGCUGGUAUGUACAACAGUUUCAGCCUCGAGUUUUACAUAUAUUAGUUAAGAAACCUUAUAUAAAUAAUGAUAAUCUUUAUUUCUAGAAUCGGACAUACAAACAACAAUAAACUUUAGCUAUAUACAUGUAUUAGCUAUAUACAUGUAUUAGCUAUCUACCGACUUGCACCGCUUUCUGCACGAAGGGGUCAUUUAUAUUCCGAUUCUAAUACUUCUAAAGUCAGAUGUUUAACAUUGAGGGGACGGUCAGGUUUCAGAUGAGAUCAUAGUAGAAAAUCACUAUAGGACAUUUAAUAUCAACAAGUAAUGCUAUCUAUGCUUCGAGGGAUAGAAGGUCGAGGCAUAUUAAAUGAAAGCUCACAAUGAUCACUGGUUGAAAAUAGCAAUACGAUUCUUAGAAUUCUGAAUUAUAGCGAUUCACCUUAGAAUCGUGAAUUCAAUAACUGAAAUAAGUGAUUUACCCAGUAGUAGUUUAGAAAUUAUAUGUUUUGUUUUACUACUGGUGUAUAUCAAGAAAAUAAUAUAUAUUGACUGCGAAUUAAAUAGAUUUCACACAUCGUUCAUAUCUCAUACUUUCUCUACUCAUCAAUCUAUAUGUAUUUUAUUGGAAAAUGUGGAGUUACCAUUCCUUUAUGGGAUAAACCAGUUCUGAAUGAGGCGAUACCAGGUAUUGUAUGUGCAAAACCCAGCUACAACUCACGGAUAAAGUAUGAAACCUAAGCUAGCUACAAACCACGGAUAAAGUGUGAAACCUAAGCUAGCUACAAACCACGGAUAAAGUGUGAUACCUAAGCUAGCUACAAACCACGGAUAAAGUGUGAAACCUAAGCUAGCUACAAACCACGGAUAAUGCUAGCUACAAACCACGGAUAAAGUGUGAUACGUAAGCUUGCUACAAACCACGGAUAAAGUGUGAAACCUAAGCUAGCUACAAACCACGGAUAAAGUGUGAUACCUAAGCCAGCUACAAACCACGGAUAAAGUGUGAAACCUAAGCUAGCUACAAACCACGGAUAAAGUGUGAUACCUAAGCUAGCUACAAACCACGGAUGAAGUGUGAUACCUAAGCUAGCUACAAACCACGGAUAAAGCUAGCUACAAACCACGGAUAAAGCUACAUGUAGCUACAAACCACGGAUAAAUCUUGCUACAAACCACGGAUAAAGCUAUCUAUAGCUACAAACCACGGAUAAAUCUUGCUACAAACCACGGAUAAAGCUACAUGUAGCUACAGACCACGGAUAAAGCCAGCUACAAAUUGCGGAUAAAGCUAUCUACAAACCAUGGAUUAAGUAUGAGUCGUGAGCCAGCAAUAAAGGAUAAAGUGUUAUACUUGAGAACUUCGGAACAAAAUUAAAAAAAAAAACGUAUUCCUCUACAUGCUAUUUACAUAGACUGCUGGUGGGGGCUUUGUCAUUUUGAUUCUAUAGAACACAUGUCUUAUAUUAAUACACCAACAUGAUGAAGCGGAUUAUCAGCAAUAUUCUAUAUUCCUGUUACUGCACUCUUCUAUGCCUUUCAUGUUCUUGUAAACGAAGUCUGUUUCUAUUUUACGGGUUUCUUUCACCCGUGUAUCUACGGAGAAGCUGUUUGUGUGUUGAUACAUCUACAAGUCAUAUAUUUCCUAAAUUAUUUUAAUUGGCGUUUCUGUUGUAUCUUUCUUCUUCAUAUUUAGUUCUUCUACAGCUGAGCUAAAUGCUCCUCGUGUCACGUGUUUCUUUCUUCGUCAGUGUAACAAGUCGACACUGCCUCACGUCCUUUUGACCUUGUCAGCUCUUUGCUAAGUUCUUUUUUCACUUUUAAUGGACCAUAUGUCACCGCCUAUAUCUUCAGUUAUUUGAACAAAUGCCCCAGUUGUUACAUGUACGAAUCCAUCUCAAGUCUUUGUUGUUUUUCUAAAGAUGUCUAGAUGGUCAACCUCUACUUGGUAAGUGUACCUUAACAUAUACAAAUACCCUGGUAAAUAUUCAUAUUUGGUCGCCAGUGUAUCAUUUAUGCACGUUUGAUCAAUUGUUAAUGAGCUCCGUUUGUGCCUGUUCAAUACAUAUAUAUAUAUAUAUAUAUAUAUAUAUAUAUAUAUAUCUUCACAGGUUAUGUCAAACGUUUUGUUGAUCAUGAUCAAUAUUGUGUUCAUUUCAUCAAUAUCUAUGCUGACGAAUUCAUUAAAAUGCAGUGGUUGGAUAAUAAUUAUAUGGAAGUUUACCAUCCUAAGCAUAUCUUUGUAUGUGUAAUUCCAGUUAAUGAUAUCAAUACCUAAUGUAACACUUGCCACUUUGAAACUUUAGUAUCAAAAUUAAUGUAUAAAAUUCUAAUUGUACAUGUAUGUACUUUUAAAAUGUCUGGUAUCCUCAGUAGGGGGAAUAUUCAUACUAAUUUAUCUUUAACAAAACUCAAAUGCAUGUCCUACCAGACUUGAUGUAGAUUGCCUGACAUAUGUAACUAUUGUUUCGCUGAAACCGUGUACACUGCAGGUCAGACGGUACAAAGCAAAUUCAGCGCUUUCAAUUGGUCUCUAAUUAAGGUUAUCAUGCCGUUAAUGGAAGCGUCUUUGUGGUCCACAGAGUGACAUUCAGACAGCAAUAUGUAAAUGAAAUGACUGUCCCCGGUAUUAAGUAAUAAGCAUUAUGGUUGCAGACAAGUUGGGUUCCUAUGAUUUAUAGGAGCCACAUUUCGACUUGACGUUUUGUGUCACAAACUUCUGCAUGCGAUUCAAGGGAAUUUAAAGAAAUAGUAACAAAGUUUGAUCUGGAAUUAAGUACUCUGUGAAAAUCCCUUUAAUGCAGAUGUUGAAAAUUAUUUAGAGAGGUUUUAUCUAAAGGGAUGGUUAAUUGUGGUUUACAAAUGAUGAUAAAUUCAGUGAAACUUACAAGACAUGUAGCAGACAAUAAUUGCAGAAAUGUACGCAAAAAAAGAGAGUUGUGUGUUGAACUUUAAUUCACAUUAUGCAAAUGAAAUUCAUAAACCACGUGUUAUCUAUGGGAUUAUGUAAUACACACAGGUGUCUUUGCAGUUGAAAUUAAAUAGGGAAAGGACUCUUUGAAGAUUUGGUUACUAUGUACUUUUUCUUUCCCCUUUUUUGUAUUUUCUUCAAAGAGUCACUCUUUGCUUACGUCACGACCUGUUUAUUUAUUUUUUUUCUUUCCUACUUUGUCAUAUGAAAAAUGAAGCCAGACUAUGUUACAAAAAACUAUUGACAUAAACCCGAUAAGAAAAGACAAGAUAUUGUUCAACAACUUGACGAACAUGUUCAAGAUGACAUGGUUUAUGUCUAGGGGCAGUCAAAUUACAAGACAGAAUUUAAAAACAUUGAUAUCUUUACCACCGUAAUACACACCAGUAUUCGUCUGGUGCGGAAGUAAAAGAAAUGAUUUUGCUUUAUUAAUUGAUUAAUUUAAUGGCGACCGGCGGUAUAAGCUAGUGAAAAUCCAUACAACCAUUUAGCCAUUGUUUCCCCACGGGAUUCCGUCAAAUCGGGAGAUAUUGUAGUUUAUAUCGUCUGCUUGCAAAGUGUACAGCUGAGGCAGUCUUGGGGAAUCGGGUUCUUCUAAGGCUAGGAAACCAGCAUCCGGGUAUUCUGGAAACCGCAGAAAAAUCCACGCUCAUAAUGUGUACGUAUGUAUAUUAGGAAAAUCGGCGAACCGGAUCGGGUCAAUAAACCUAGUGCUGGUGUCAAUCAUUGCAAGUUUCUGCUCCAGUGGGAAUUUCAGUAUUUUGAAUAAAACUGUGUAUUGGAUUUUAUUCCGUUGCUGCAAGUGAAGUUGGAACAUGUAGUGGUCUGGCUCAGCUCCCGCGCUCAGGAAUCCUACAAAGCUGUAUAUAUGCUGUGUUUUAAAACUGAUGUAUUAUUUAUAUAUUUGCUCCGUGUUCAUUCGACGUUGAAUAUUUAGAAUUAUCGGCUUUGUUUAAAAGAAUACUAGCGCCUGUUGCACUGCAAUGAGCCGAGGAAAAUGUGAGGAGAGGAAUUUAAGCUAGUUCCCAGGCGUAGAAUAUAUGCAUUGCAUAUGCAAACUGAACUAUUUUUGCACGCAAUUAUAAUCAUUUGUUUGUAAACAAAAUAUCAAGGACGAGUAGGAUAAGGUGCUAAGUUUGGAAAAUGGAACAGGAGGGUCCCUGGGAGUCGAUGAGAGCUGAGCAGGAAAAUGGAGAGUUACUGUCUGAAGAUGAACGAGUGGAAGCAUCCAAGGAUCUCCGAGAAGAGGAGCCCCAAGGCAAUGUGAAAGAAGUCUGGAUUUCCAUGUCUGAUGGCUCUCGAAGUGAAAAGUGCAGUGAUCGAUUCCUGCAUUGCCUCUCUCAAGUACCAUGUGGAUCCCUGAUUGCCUGGAUUAUUCUUCUUGUUGGACUCGGUGGCCUGACGGGUGGACUUCUGAUUGGUGCGCAGAAAACACGUGACAUGCUCGACAAUGACCAGUUUCUGUGGUUCAUCGAGUAUACCCUGAUUGGAGUAGUGGUCAGUAUGUUUGUGAUUGGAACGUUGCUACUCUUUGUCGGACAUAUCUCGACGGAACCCACCAGCCGCCAUGUUUUUCAAACCACUAACAAGAACAUGUGCGCCCAGGGACUCAAUAUAUUCCUGAUGGUUUUCUGUUACAUCCUGGGCUUUUUGUGGAUCGUGGCAUCUGUGGUUCUGGCUGUGCCUGUCUAUCUUCUGUCCUUGCUGUACAUUGUAGAUUUCACCUCCAUCCAACCAGGUGCCUCUGACGGGAAAAUACACAAAUGCAUUAAUCUAGUCAAUUACGGCUUGGAAAAUCAGGAGUUCUGUGGCACCGACUUUCAAAAUUUCGAAAGAGAGGGGAAACAGUUAAUCAUCAGCUAUAUUGCAGCACUACUUUCAUCUAUUUUGAUAGCUAUUAGCUUGAUCCACUUUUUGAUUGUCAUCAGUGCUAAUCUUACCCACCUGCGAAAUUCUCGCGUGGCCACACUCAAUGCCUAUGAUGAUGAUUUGGCUAAUUCAAAGCUUGUAGCUGAUACCACCAUGUAAGCUAAGACAAGCGUUAACACGACCAUGAAUAAGGCAGCUGUGACAUCAUCAGGUGGAUGGUUUAAAAACAUUUCAUUUACUGCUGAAGAAUUGUGAAAAGAAGUAUGUUUGAAUGAGAUUAAAAAUCAACUCCCUGAGAUUACACUACGACUAAUUCCGCUGUUAUGGUAACAGUAAAAAUUGUAAAAUAUUCUUUUUUUGGUAAACCACGACACUUUGAUGCUAGAUGACAUAGACACAGCCUUAAGUUGAGAAGGUCAGAGGAAAUUCGGGCAGCAGCAUCAUUUCCUCUUUUAUAUGUAUAUUUUUCAAACGUUCGCUUUAAAUGGAAAUGUGCAAUACAUAGUUUCUUAUAUAUCUAAGAUUUGUUAGAUUGUUUGUUGUACUUGCUUAGUAGUGUAUAAGUAUUAUGUCACCGUACAGUGUAGUGAAGGGCAUUGUGAGAUUAGGUUUAAAGUACAGAGAUAUAUCAUUGUAAAGGUAAAUAUGAAUUUAGAAUCCUACAAGGUUGACUUGAAGUUUCAAUGAAAUUACUGGGGCCAAUAUUUUAUAAGAUUCCUUUGCGUUGUUUGUUUCCUGUUUUAUUAUUAUUAUUAGACAUGAUCUUGUUUUGUAAAAUCUUUCUUCCAGGAAAAAAAAUCUCAUUUACAGUACAUGAGGAAAUAUUUGGGAGGGGUGGGUGCAGGGGUACGGCAACAUGUAGCCUUUCAUCAUAGACAAAGAGGAAUAACUCUAGAUGUAGAUCUCGUGCAUACUGAUGUAAACAAGAGCGAUAUGAUAAAAUGUACCAGGUUGAAAGGAUAUUUACACUUCAAUAGAUUUGACAAACCUUUCGUUGCACUGAUGGAAGUCUUGCCGUAGAGUUUAAUUGCUUAAAGCAUUGACCUUUUCUAUUUUAGUUAAAACCAAAUGACCUCCAGAGAAGUAUUGAAGGACGUUUGUCUCAUUAUUCUAAAUUUAAAUAUUUGCCACAGAAAUAACUUUUUCCUGAAAUCAAAUUUAAUGCGUUUUAUGAGCUGCCAAGCGUAAAUUGUCUUAAUUACGUCAUACUGUUUCGUGUUCAUUGUUGUAUGUUAUUGAAAUACUAUCUUAAAUUUUGUUAACGAAAAGCCUACUCGUGCCUGUUAACAAUUGUGUGAUUAGCGGUACAAUCCCCCUGGUUGCAUGAAAACAUUGUUAAUGAAAUAGUUCUUGUUGAUUGAUUGAAGUUGGAAUCCAUUGGUUGGUAAACAAAACAUAAAUGAUAAUUAAUGUGAAGAAAACAUUUAUUUUCCGAAUUAGUCAGACACAAACACUGUAUUGGAAUAUAGAGAGGUUGUUUAUUUAUAAUACUGUUUGAACUGUUCCAGAUUAUUUAUGUAAUACGUACGUAGUUGGUUUAUUAAUAAAUGUGAAGUAAAAAGAA
Molecule: messenger RNA, 7345 nt
Organism: Ostrea edulis (European flat oyster)
Lineage: Eukaryota; Metazoa; Mollusca; Bivalvia; Ostreida; Ostreidae
Product: neuronal membrane glycoprotein M6-b-like
Exons: 8
Coding region: 5056-5940 (294 amino acids)
Biological process (GO): neuron projection development
Cellular component (GO): plasma membrane
Source: RefSeq, a predicted model, not a curated record